Messenger RNA from Vespula pensylvanica (western yellowjacket), 890 nucleotides. Its product is annotated as cilia- and flagella-associated protein 299-like. The record is from RefSeq and is a predicted model, not a curated record. The coding region runs from base 46 to 753 and encodes 235 amino acids. The transcript has a single exon. NCBI's taxonomy places the organism in Eukaryota, Metazoa, Arthropoda, Insecta, Hymenoptera, Vespidae.
ACUAUAAAUUUAUAGGUUCUAAAGAUUAAGUUCUUGUGUGCUAGAAUGACUACUCCAGGUACACAACUUGAUAGCGACAGAACAUUAUUACAAUUCAAAAACUAUGAAGAAUAUUUAAAUUCUUUGGUAACUCCUGUGGAUUUCUGUUAUUUAAGAAAUACAAAAGUUGCAAGUCAAUUAGCAGAACUUGGUUAUAGAUGUACAGGAGAAACUUUAGAUAAAGAUACUUUCUAUCAACGUCUACAAAUUGUCAAAGAUUUGUUGUAUCCAAUUCCCAAAGCAUAUCAUCUAACUUCUGAAUUUUUAAUUCCUUUUGACCCGCUUAUGCAAGAACUAGCAAUCCGCGAACGAUCUAAUAGACUACAUGUAUUAUCAACCGUUAUAUUUGUACGACAUAAUCCGCGACUUCAAGUCGAAGUGUCAGGCUAUAUAGACUACAACGAAAGACUUAAGACGGAAGAUUGGCAACCAUAUUUCGAAGGAAAAAGAAAGCUUUGGCCUAAAAUUACAGAUUUAACAUACUAUCAUUGGAAAGUAGGAAAAAUGCAAGUAAAUGUUUCAUCAAAUUAUGAACCAGUAAUAGAUUCAAAACAUGGCCUUUUACUUAAGAAUAUUCAUGAUAGAAAGUAUAUUAAUGUUGAUCCAAAGGCAAUUACACCAGGUGUAGACACUACAAGAGUACGCAUAUAUAGUGAUGCAUAUAAACAUGUUAUCUUAUACGAUCAUGUAAUUAGAAGAGUUGUUGUUGAAUGAAAAAUAUUUGUUUUAUAAUAAUGAUUUCGUAUGAAAAACGAUUAAGAAAAAUGCAUAAUCUUUUAUUAUUUAAAAAUAAAAUAUAUUGUAAUCAAAAUCAUGCAAAUAUAUAAUCAUAAAUAUUUACUUACGUAUCG